AUGCCCGAUUCAAAACCCAAGCGAGACAUCUACCAGGAAGUCACCGACAAGAUCCUGGACUUCAUCGACCACGGCAACCUGCCGCCGUGGCGUCACCCGAUCGUGCGACACAGAGGCGCCGAUGGCUGGCCGAAGUCUCUCGUCACGGGCAACCGUUACCGCGGCGUCAACGUCUUCUUGCUGGCGAUCACGUCAUGGGUUCGGGGCUAUACCUCGGACGACUGGUUGACGUUCAACCAAGCGAAGAAGGAAGGGGCGAAGAUCCGCAAAGGGGAGAAGGGGAGCUUGGUGGUCUUCUGGAAACAGUACGCCACGACCGACCGGGAGACCGGCGACGAGAUCACUCUGCCGGUGCUCCGGCACUACAACGUCUUCAACGCCGAGCAGUGCGAGAACCUACGGCCGCCCGAGGCGGCGGACGCCGCCCGGCCGCCGCCCAUCGAUCCGAUCCGCGAAGCCGAGAAGAUCGUCUCUGGUUACGAAAGCCCGCCUACGAUCGAGCACGCCGGCACUGUCGCCGUCUAUUAUCCCCGCAUCGACCGGAUCAAGAUCGCCAGCCCCGAAUGGUUCUCGUCGGCGGAGUCGUACUACGCCACACUCUUCCACGAACUGGCCCAUUCGACCGGCCACGAGAAACGCCUCAACCGCAAGCGCGAGGAGGGCGCCCACGUCUUCGGCAGUCCCAGCUACUCGAAAGAAGAAUUGGUCGCCGAGUUCGGGUCGGCGUUCCUCUGCGCGGCGGCCGGCAUCGGCCCGCCCACGAUCGAACAGUCGGCCGCCUAUAUCGACGGCUGGCGGAAAAAGCUGAGGGACGACAAGAAACUUGUCGUGCAAGCGGCGGGGCUGGGGCAACGGGCGGCCGAUCAUGUCCUCGGCGUCAGCUUCACGCCGGGGGAUGCGCCGCCAGCUCGAGGACCGCCUUUGCGGACGAUCAGCGAUCCUCUACAACCGGGUCGGGACCGGCAUUUGGCCAUCGAACCCGAGAGAUUUGUCUAUUCGGAUGGACAAACGGAGCGACGACGCCGACCCGCUGCGCGCAUUUUGGUCGUCGUCGACAAUGCAGGGAUUUCCCCCUCAAUGAGCGCGGUCGGCUGGCUUUGGUACCUUAGCCUCAGCACUGGGGAAUUCGAGAUGGCAACCACCACUCCGCUGGAGCGGCGGCGCGGCGUACGAGAGAUGCUGAGCGUGUUCGCUGACCGAUGCCGGUCCAUGCGAAAGGUGAGCACGCCCCACUGCGGCGCCGCGUUCUCCGAUCGAUUGGCGGCAUGCAAGAUGUUCGCGGGGUGCGCCGCGCCGACCACGCCACGGCACAGCGCCUAUGUUGUCGGAACUGGAGCGGCAAUCCUCAGUGCAUGGAGCUUGAACCCCUUAGAACACCUCUUGGGCGAAGUGCUGGGCCCAGGCUGGAAAAGCGGCGUCGGCAAUUUGCCCGUGCUCAAGAGCGAGGUCAGGCGAUUCUGUCUUGCAUCGGGCGACGGUGACGAGUUCAAGUGGCCCCUGAUCAUCCACGUCUCGCGAUGGGAGUACUCCGCCAAUUUUCUCUUGGAACAAGAGCAUGGGCUGGUCGAGAGGAGUUUCCGCUUGGAGGGCGACAUGAGGAUGAUCGACCCCGCCGACUACAAGAGACCUCCGGUGGGGCGCUUCGAACGAUCCAGCCGGUCCUUCGGUGUGCCUUUCAUCGCUGACCGAUGGACGUUUGCCGACGAGAGGGGCGGCGUCAUACCAGCGGGUGAGUUGCCGAUUUUGCGAACGGCGGCCGAUCGCAUCGGCAGGGGCGGGGUAAUUGGAGCAUCGACGCACGGCUAUCGAGAGAAUUUCUUGAUCGCGAAAGACUCAAGGGCGGCGGCCAGCUAUCAGGCGGCGGGAGAAAUCAUCCUGGAGCACUGCCCGAUUGUUUACCUUGACGGCAGGCCACGAAAGAUCGGCGCCUCCGACCUGCGGGUUGUGUGCGCCCGUUUUACGGCUCCGCCCGGUUGCAAGGAUUGGGAGUUCUCGAUCGCCAAGAGGCUGGUCUAUUCCCUGCGACCGGCGGAUUUAGCGCUCAUGCAGCGGAUCACGGCGUCGAGCGUUGCGGUAGAGUUUUUCAUGGCCUACCCCCAGAUUGAAGACGCGAUAGCCGCCGCCUUACGUUGA
Molecule: messenger RNA, 2133 nt
Organism: Symbiodinium sp. CCMP2456
Lineage: Eukaryota; Dinophyceae; Suessiales; Symbiodiniaceae
Source: the annotation of a GenBank genome assembly